GUACGCACCACCAAGCCAACAUCAUCAAUGGUUGUAGCUGAAGCAAGGAAAAGAUACCCGCAUUGCAACCGAUAUGAAGAAAGCUGGGAAGCCGACGCAAAGCACACAUCAGCCAGGAAGAGUGGAAAGCAAAAAGACUUGCAUAAAAUACGUUGGCAUUACCUCAGGUUGGGUAUUCCUAGUUCCAUUUUGCGUUGAUAGCAGUCAUAUUUUGAAGAGACUGCUACUAGUGCUCGCUUGUUGUCAUUGUACCAGCAAAGUCUGAAAUAAUUAACCAUGCUUUUCAAUCCACACAAGUUGGGGGUGCACAAGGUGCUUCAGCAUAUCCCUCUCAAUGCUUUGUUUGAUGCUCCUUACAAGAGACGCCUGGCAAGGGCAGUCAAUAUUGCUGAUCUGAGACUGAUUGCCAAAGCCAGAGCUCACAAGAUGGUUUUUGACUACUUGGAUUCUGGUGCCGAUGAUGAAAUCAGUCUGCGUCGCGGUAAAGAUGCUUAUUCAGAGCUAGAAAUGCACUACAAAAUUCUAGCCGGAAUCAAACCACCUCUGGAUAUGUCAACAAAGAUUUUUGGCUGUGAUGUGAGCUUGCCAUUCUUUGGAUGCCCCACUGCUGGUAAUAGAAUGUUCCACUGGGAGGGUGAAACGGCGGCUGCCAAGGCAGCCAAGCACCAUGGAACUCUGUAUGGUUUGUCUUCUUUGGCAACUACUGGAAUUACCGAAAUUGGCGAACUUUUUGAUGGCCCCAAGGUAUUUCAGCUGUACGUAUGGAAAGACCGCGAACUUGUGAAGGAAGUGCUUGCAAAGGCAAAGGAGGGAGGAUUCAAUGCCCUGGCUCUGACAGUCGACUUUACAUGGUACGGUAACCGUGAGCGUGAUAUUCGCAAUGACUUUUCCAUCCCUCCAAAAUACACCGUGCCACAAAUGAUAGAAGCCAUCAAGAAACCCGCAUGGACCUACGAUUUCCUCUCCCACGAGCCCUACACCUACGCAUGCAUCAAUACGGAUGUCCCGGCCGAUUCUCUGGCAGCUUUCGUGAAUAGUCAAAUUAUGCCUGAAUUCAGCUGGAAAGACGCGGAGUGGUUGCUUGGAGAAUGGAACGGCCCAGCGGCUCCCAAGGGUGUUGUCCGCCCUGAAGAUGCUUUGAAAGCACUUGAAAUUGGUUUCUCCAGUAUCUGGGUGUCCAAUCACGGAGCACGGCAACUGGAAACAUCCCCCGCAACAAUUGACGUCUUGCCAUCGAUUCGCGAGGCUGUUGGACCGGAUGUGGAAAUCAUCAUGGAUGGAGGUGUCCAGCGUGGAACAGAUAUUGCCAAAGCUCUGGCACUUGGUGCCGACUCUGUCGGUGUUGGCAAACCAUACUUGUGGGGUCUUGCUGCUGGCGGAACGGAUGGAGUCAUCAAGGCCUACGAAAUCCUGAAGGUUGAACUGGACCGAGCCAUGGGUCUUUUGGGAACACCGACGGUGGCUGAUUUGAAAAAGGAGGGACCAUCACUCAUCAAGAGACGUCAUGGCAGUAGUCGAGAUUACCCAGAUAUGUAUGCACCCGACCGUGGCUAUGGCGGAGGCAUUGUAUAGAUCUUCGGUGAGAAACGAAGAAUGAAAAUGCAGUCCCACUCACUCACAACACCACAUAUUAGAUGCCCCUAAGAACGGUUCAUUAUUAUUUGCGCUACAUAAUUUCGCCAAACUAUUGCUCUACGAGAAGUUUCCUGUUGCGUCAUAAUCUGUUUUAUCUUUGCAUGCUGCAACAGGCGAUCAAGAAUCCGCCCUGGCUGGUACCGGGUAUUGGGCAAGGCGUUUGUCCAGCACAAUAGGGUCAGACUCUGGUGUUUGUGCUGGAAUCAGCCCCCUCGAAUUGAAUCAACCAAGGAGAGCGAGGCCGAUCCUACUAGAGUGUGGCGUAAGAGAAUGGUCCCUGAAUUCAUGCCUGCGAAUUUCAACCCGCAGGCGAUGAAACAGCGACCGAAUACGCUUCAGACGUACUCAUCAACUGCAUCAAACGUGCGCUGCUGUCAGUGGUUAAGAUGAUUGGAGCAUCGCGAAGCUUCGUUGUAACAGUUGGAGCUCCCAAUAUCAUUGUCAGUGUUGGAUUCGUAGCCGACAUCAGGAUUAUAACACAGAGUAUCUCACCCCGCUUGCAAACCCAACUGAAGUUUUGGUCCUAAUGACUAAAACAAGUUUUAUUCCGAUUUACUAAAACUUGUUUUAUUCCGAUUUACUAAAACUUGUUUUAUUCCGAUUUACUAAAAC
Messenger RNA from Seminavis robusta, 2247 nucleotides. The record is from the annotation of a GenBank genome assembly. NCBI's taxonomy places the organism in Eukaryota, Bacillariophyta, Bacillariophyceae, Naviculales, Naviculaceae.